CUUUCAAAGAACCGUUACAAACAGGAACCCGCGACAUAACAAGGCCAAUACGUGCCUUGAACCUAUUUGCUGUACCUUGGCUUAGAUAUGUUAGUUAUGGCCUAGAGGUAUGAGCCAUGUCUGGACUACGGAUUCUUCGAUACAGAUUGGAGGGUAUUCCUGGAGUAUGAGGCCGGCUUAGAUGAUGGAGUCCUGUGAUGCAUCUCGCAUAAUAUCCUUUGCAAUCUUCGUCCGCGGAGAAUAAUAUCAUUUAAGGCAUUUAGUCGCACCAUGGCCGCCAUCACGGUAAAAGAAAGAGAUUCUAUAGUUGUCAACAGUGCACGAUGGACCUCAUCACCGACUCCCCAGGUCUGGGCGAAUGGUGAUGAAAUCCUUACGAAACGCAUGGAAGAACAUCACUUUUUGGCACGGAUGACAAGUCGACUAUCCGGCCGAAGAUAACCGUACACUGAUGAAGGGGAUGAUGGAU
Molecule: messenger RNA, 469 nt
Organism: Serpula lacrymans var. lacrymans S7.9
Lineage: Eukaryota; Fungi; Basidiomycota; Agaricomycetes; Boletales; Serpulaceae
Exons: 2
Coding region: 271-441 (56 amino acids)
Source: RefSeq, a predicted model, not a curated record